Molecule: messenger RNA, 4574 nt
Organism: Gadus chalcogrammus (walleye pollock)
Lineage: Eukaryota; Metazoa; Chordata; Actinopteri; Gadiformes; Gadidae
Exons: 8
Coding region: 62-856 (264 amino acids)
Source: RefSeq, a predicted model, not a curated record
GCUACAAACCUCGACAAACCCAGCUCAUCAAGUGCUUCCAUUCAGCAGCUUCUCUCAAGGGAUGUUGCCUGCCAGACAGAACACCUGGAAACGCAUACUUCAGCAGACCCCCGACACCAUUUCAAUCAAGGUUGAAGAGGAUAUUGGUGGAGGCUUGCCCGCCGUAGAAGACUGCGAUGCCUUCAGAGACCGUAGCACUCAGCGCGGCGCCACCUCAGAGAGUCUGGGUGUGGUCGCCCCUGGCUCCUCCCACAUGUCCAGCCACAGUGAGGAACUGAAGAUUCUGAGCGUCUACGGAAAAGGGGAGGGCCCACUGGCGGAGGACGGCCAUGGCACCCUCUUCACCGCGUCAGAAGUGGAGGCCCUGAACUCGCUGUCUGCGGACCACAGCGCGGCCAAGAGCCUGGAGCGCGCCGAGCGGUUGGUCUGCCGCGAGGAGCUGAGUGUGCAGCAGCAGACCCCGGACACCAUUUCAAUCAAGGUUGAAGAGGAUAUUGGUGGAGGCAUGCCCGCCGUAGAAGACAAUGUCAUCAGAGACUGCAGCACGCAGCGCGGCGCCACCUCGGAGAGUCUGCGUGUGGACGCCCCUGGCUCCUCCCACAUGUCGGGUCACAGCGGGGAGCUGCGCAUCCUGAGCGUCUACGGACAAGGGGAGGGCCCUCUGGCGGUGGACGGCCAUGACACCCUCUUUGCCGCGUCAGAACUGGAGGUCUUGAGCUCGCUGUCUGCUGACCACAGCGUGGCCAAGAGCCUGAACUGCAGCGUACGGCUCGUCCGCCUUGAGGAGCUGACUGGGCAUCAGGGCGGCCGCAAGGGCCGGCCCGGUGUCUUGUGUGGAAAGGUUGACAGAUCCUAGAGGUGGUUGAAAAGGCCAAGAAAGAUGUGUGUGACCUCCUGAAGAAUGGACGGGCUUUUAGUUAUGCAGUCCUGAAGCAAAUCGUCUCAUCACCAAAUCCACUCGAAGGAUUGAUUGAGGAGCUGAAAUACCAUCACUUGUUUGUGACAGGAGUCCCUCCUCCUCUGCCCAUUGGUAAUCCAAGGUUGGUCACCGAAACCCUUUCUGAAUGCCCUGGGGAGGCACCCGGAGAGACAGAGCCAUCUGUUGUGGAAUCUUGCGGCAGCGAUGAGCUUUUUCAAUGUAGACAAGAGAAAACGUAUACCAAAGACAAAAUGGUGAAAGCGAAGGAUUUAGGCAUUUUGAAAAAGCAUUCAGCAGAUCAUCCAUUGCUCAAGCGCUUUGCCGACUACCUAAAGAAUGAUUACGAAAAUGCAAAGUACCAACAGGAGGUUGACACUGUUUCCCGGUACCUGUAUUUUGCUGAUCCUACGGAACCAUCUUUGAAGUUUUUCAAUGACGGAGAGAAGCUCAGAGACUUCCUGGGUCAACAGGCUAAGGCAGGGUAUAAGGCGCAAACAUCAGGAAAUUACAUCAAGUGCUUGAAAAGGUUCUUGGAGUUCCACUUGACAAGGACCGGCUUGAGACAGGAUGACGGGGAGCUCUAUAGGCAGUGCACAUUAUAUUUCAGUUUUUUAACUUCUUCACAGAGUGUCCUCUCUAAGCAAGCGAGCAAAGAAAUUGUGCAAAAGAGGCAUGCCUUGUUGUUUGACAAAAGUCAACCCACACCUCGUGAAUGCUUGGCUGUUCUUGAUAAAGGUGAAGGUGACUUAGUGAAAAUCAUGAAUCAACUUGAUGACAGUUCUUCUUCCUCCCUGAGUAGGACUGAGUGCAUAUUUGUGCUAUACUAUCUUGAGGCAAUUGUCAUACUAAGACACUGCCAACGGCCAUGUGUGGUGCAGAGCAUGAAGGUCAAGGAAUGGCUUGAACGGAAACACGCAGAUGAUGAUUCAAUUGUUUUUGUAAAGGACCACAAGACGGCUGCACAUUUUGUGGUCUCAAUUGUCCUGUCCAAGAAGGAGGAGGCGUGGUUUGAAAAAUAUUACAACAAAGUGCGGCCACAGCUCCUUGCUGGCGAAAGGAAACGUAAGCGAGAUGAGCAGGAUGAGAAGGAUGGAGAUGAUUUUUUCUUUGUGUCCUCCCGCGGUAAGCCAAUUUACAAUGCAGCUGGUGAUCUGAUAAAGCUCCAGCAAAAGUGCAACGUCCCCCAGGUGAGCAGCCAGGUUGUACGGAGGGUAUUUGAGACAGCAGCUAACCGCCUGGAUGACCCUCAGAAGAAAGCAGUUUCUGACUACCUGGGCCAUUCUGGCACAACAGCUGACAGACAUUACAGGAUGAAAUCUCUUGAAUCCAUUGUGAUGGCUGCUGGUCAGCUGAAGAAAUUACAGAAGCAGAAGAAGUCAAGUGCUGGGCCUUCCGGAGAAGGGCUCUUGGAGAAGGGACCAGCCCUCAGUUAGUGGAGUCUUCCAGCCAUGGUGACCAUUGUGCUCUCCCUCAGCCUUCCUUGAGACAGCUAGUGAUCGAUUUAGAGAGGAUUCCUGCAUCAUGGACAACAAACGGAUCCAGACAUUGGUGAAAACACAAGACUGGAAAGGACUGCACAUCACACAGUUUGAAGAGAAGGGCGAUGGGAUCAUUACGACCCGCACUUUUAAGAAAGGCGAGGUUGUAUGUGAUUAUCAUGGGCCUGUUGUUAGUGGAAAGGAGGGCGAGAACAUACACAAAAACACAACUGGAAAGGAGACUGGAUAUAUCUUCUUUUUCCGGAACAGUAAAGGACAGCCAAUGUGCAUUGAUGCCCACUCAGACAGGUGUCAUUGCCACCCUGACAAGAGAACAUUUGGCAGGCUGGUGAAUCAUUCCAAAAAGAACUCGAACAUCAAGCCCCUGCACUGUGUGGUGGACAAGCAUGGAGAAAUGAAGGAUGUGAUCCUUUUCAUUGCAACCAAGGACUUGCCAGUGGGUGAGGAAGUUCUGUUUGACUAUUGAGUCAACAAAAAAUCUUUUAACAAUGAGGGGUCGGACCUUGACUGGCUCUAGCAGGGCAUCAGCCUUCAGAGACACAUAUGACAUGUCCCUGGUUGGUGAAAUGUUUCAUCUGUGUGUUUGUUUGUGCUGAUGGCUCUUUAAAGGAUAUGGAUGAGGACUCCAAAAUCGUACCAUGACCCGUUUGGUGAGAUGUUUCAUAUGUUUUUUAGUGGAACAAUUCUUGGCAUGUAUGGAUAAACUUUCUGAAUAUGAUGCGUGGCCUUUGACCUUUGGGGGGUGGUGGGGCGGCGGGUGACUCCUAAAGCUUACAGGGCAUCUGCCUUCAGAGACACAUAUGACAUGUCCCUGUUUGGUGAAAUGUUUCAUCUGUGUGUUUGUUUGUGCUGAUGGCUCUUUAAAGGAUAGGGAUGAGGACUCCAAAAGCGGGAAAUGACCCAUUUUGGUGAAAUGUUUCAUAUGUGUUUUUUAGUGCUGAUUUUUAUUUUGUUGUGUAGCUGUUUUGCAACUUGUUCUAGCUUGUGUAACUUAAAUUGAGGUUCUGUGGUGAUAUCCUGUUUCGUAUCUUUAGAGAUAUAUCAAUUAAAAAUCUUAUUAAUUCUAGAGGACUGCUGAGGUUUCUCUCAUUUUGGUAAACUUCAACACACUUGCAGACUUUCUCCAAGAUUGCCUUUUUUCCAAAGACAGAGAUACACUUUCAAGAUAUUUUAUUAACAUUUGCACUUCACAUUUUGAUUAAUCAUUUCAAUCACACAUUCCCCAAGGUCUGGAAAAGAUAAUAAUUGUGUCUACAUAAAUGGAUGCAUUUCAUUCACACAGAGAGCAACUGUCGAACUGCAAUGCAUUUUUGCAUAAUUUCUUCGAGUGAAACCAGCCCUAACCCUUCCCCAAAGAUGAGAAACCAAUUUGAAUGGUCCAUUGACAAUUUCUAAAGCAGCUCAUGAAUAAAGGUGGGGCUUCACUGCACAGGGAGUGUGAGUGACCUAAGGCCAAGUCAAUUUGUAAUACAAUGGGUGGAUAACAUAUUGGACAUGUCUGCAGGUUUGUAAGACAUGGCUCUAAAUAGUUUACACAACAAAGAAGUCAGUCGAUUGGCCUGGUCACAAAACCAGAUUUACUGGCUCCAGUGGGAACUUGAAUACGAAUUAACUUAACCUCUCUCAGUUAAGAGGGGAGGGAUUUGUUUAUAAGAUACAGGGAGAAUGAAUACAGUUCCUUCUAAUGUAAUAAUUAUAUAAACAAGGUUAAUAUAAUUUGUAUGUGAUUGUAUAUUUAUAGUUAUGAUUGAUAUUUCCACGACAGUGUCCUAUUCUCGAAUAGAUGUAUAUUGAGUGUGUGUGUGUGUGGGUGUGUGUGUGUGUGUGUGUGUGUGUGCCUGUGUGCCUGGCCCCGGUCCGGGAGGGCCAGGACCUUGUCAGGGGGGCUCCGGUUGAUGUCUGGGGUGGCAUGGGACCUGUUGUGGCUCGGCUCCCGUCACCCAAAGCAUUGUGCGGGGGAGCUGGGCCCUGGACCACAAGGGUCACUGUAAAACAGACAGAAAGAAAGAGAAAAGGCUGAAACAAUCACCAGAAAACGAAAUUAAUGAAAGAAAGGCCUAAAACAAUCACCAGAAAACGAAAUAAAUGAAGGAAAGCUCUAAAACAAUCAUCAGAAAAUGAAUUAAAUGGAAGAAAUUAGAUAGAAUAGGUUAAAA